UGCAUCAGACAGUAGACGAAUGAAUUAAAGUUUGAGUAAUCCCCAAAAAAAAAAAUCAUUAAUACGCAGAAUAAUGUUAGAAAUGUUAACUAGGAAGUCAAAUUGGCUGUUAAUGUAAGAACGAAGUGACAAAUAUAUUAUGUUAGUCAAAGAGGUUAGGUCACUCCGCGUAAUAUUUCUUUUCCAUUCUCAACAGUCAAACACCGGGAAAGUCAUUAUAGGCCCACACAUAUCCAGGGUGUGAAGAUACGUGUAAACAUCUGCUCUCAAAUAUGUGGUGAGUGAUCCAGCACUAUGUCCCAGCAUGCAUUGCUGUCGGCGGGGACCAAGUCAUGGCGCUCCCUGGCCUGCUCACGAUCAGAGCUCCGUUUGGACCUCACACUAGGCUGCGGACAGAGCUUCCGCUGGCGAGAGACAGGGGAUGGCCACUGGACCGGAGUGAUGGGGGGACGAGUGUGGACUCUCACCCAGACAGACGACACACUAUGGUACCACACAUACAAUAGCCCCAACACCAUAAGAGGGGAUGGGAGGAAGCGGAGGGCAGGUUCCCUGCUCCAGGGGUCAGGGAAAAGAUCCAAGGGAGUGAUAGAGGUGAAGGAGGAAGAAGAGGGGGAGCCAGUGGCUGUGACCCCUGACCCAGACAGAAAGGAGGAAGAGCUGCUAAAUGAUUAUUUCCAGCUGAAGGUGAAGCUGGGGGAUCUGUACAGAGAUUGGGGAGCAGCCGACCCACACUUUAACAGCAUUGCCAAGAUCUUCACAGACAACAGUGUGGAGGCUCGUCUGAGGGACCUGGGGUUUGGGUACAGGGCCAGGUUCCUGCAGCAGAGUGCCAGACAGAUCCUGGACUCUCACGGUGGGCCCCAUUGGCUCCAGGGGCUCCGCAGUGCCCCCUACCUGCAGGCACGUGACGCACUGCGCACCCUCCCCGGGGUAGGCCCCAAGGUGGCAGACUGUGUGUGUCUGAUGUCUCUGGAAAAGGCCUGUGUUGUGCCUGUGGAUACACACGUGUGGCAAAUCGCAAAACGAGACUACAGUUGUGCGGCGGGCAAUGGGCAGAAGAGCCUCACAGACAAGGUCCACCGUCAAAUAGGGGACUUCUUCAGGCAGCUAUGGGGUCCGUAUGCUGGUUGGGCACACUCGGUGUUGUUCUGUUCUGACCUGAAGAAGUUCCAGAAGCUGAAAGAAACACACUGUCUGAAACAGGAGGAGGAGAAGAAGAAGGUCAAGAUAAAGGUGGAGGGAGAGGGAAUGACCAAGAAAAUUAAAAAAAUGUGUAAUAGAAAGGUGAAAAUGUGUGUGAAGGAGGAGGUGGGGUGAGGUCAGUAGAGGUUAUGUGUUGGUGAUUUAUGUUAGCUCAGGAAGCUAACCUGAAUGUAUGUCAUUCUUUGCACACCUCUCUGGAGCAACUAGGCUAUGAGUCUGACAGUCUUACCUGUUCUUUUUAGGUUCAUGACAUGAUUAACUGCAAACCAAGGUCACUGUCAGUGGAGAUUGUUCCUGAUCACUUUGUAGAGUGAUGUAAGACAGAUCUAUAAAUGUGAUACACGUUAUAAAAGAGAGAGUUCACUCUGAACCAGACUUCUCACAUUAUCUGUCAUACAUUUGUGUUCAGCUCUAAACUGAAGGCUGGUGUUUAAUUUUACUGCGAUUUCUGUCUGAAUGAAGCUCUAUCGCUAUGUGUCAUUUUCCACUGCCGUCUCUUCAUAUGAACUACACACAGAAACCGUGUGUUUAUCAUAUAUUUUCUGGAUUAAUGGACCGCUACACAGACUCUGUAACAGUUAAUUUUUACACUGAAAUAAACUGGUUUUAGACUAUU
This is a messenger RNA of Salmo salar (Atlantic salmon), 1822 nucleotides long. RefSeq names its product 8-oxoguanine DNA glycosylase (gene ogg1). Lineage: Eukaryota; Metazoa; Chordata; Actinopteri; Salmoniformes; Salmonidae. Gene Ontology annotation, molecular function: 8-oxo-7,8-dihydroguanine DNA N-glycosylase activity; damaged DNA binding. Gene Ontology annotation, biological process: nucleotide-excision repair; base-excision repair, AP site formation; base-excision repair. The record is from RefSeq and is a predicted model, not a curated record. Gene Ontology annotation, cellular component: nucleus.